Protopterus annectens (West African lungfish) is the source of this 627-nucleotide messenger RNA. Its product is annotated as tissue factor pathway inhibitor 2-like. Gene Ontology annotation, biological process: negative regulation of peptidase activity. The transcript has a single exon. The record is from RefSeq and is a predicted model, not a curated record. Bases 1 to 627 code for a protein of 208 amino acids. Gene Ontology annotation, molecular function: serine-type endopeptidase inhibitor activity. Lineage: Eukaryota; Metazoa; Chordata; Ceratodontiformes; Protopteridae. Gene Ontology annotation, cellular component: extracellular region.
AUGAAGGUUCCCUUGUUCGUGGGUGUUGUUUUGCAUAUCAUCCUAGGGGUUCUAGGGACUCCUUUGAAAGAUAAUAAAAACAUUUGCCUCUUGCCACAAGAUGAAGGACCAUGCCGCGCAUUGAUUCUACAAUUUUAUUAUGACAGGUACACUCAAAGCUGCAAGCUAUUUCACUAUGGUGGAUGCUAUGGAAAUGAUAACCGGUUUGAAGAUCUGGAUGAAUGUGAAAAAACCUGUUGGCAUAUAAAAAAAGUGCCAAAGAUUUGCAGAUUGGAAGCAGAUGAAGGAUUAUGCAGAGCUAUGAUAAAGAAAUAUUUCUACAACAUGACUUCAGGGCAGUGUGAGCCUUUUUAUUAUGGAGGUUGCUACGGUAAUGACAACAACUUCAUAGAUGAAGAGUCAUAUAUGCAAUACCAUGAAUCUCAGAAAUAUGGGCCCUUGCUGUGUUUUGAACCUAAAGAUGAAGGGCAAUAUUCUGCUGAAGUGACCAGAUUUUACUACAACUAUGAGAAGAAAAUGUGUGAAACAUUCCAGUAUACAGGCUGUGUGGGAAAUAAUAACUUUGUCACUUUGAAAGAUUGUGAUAAUGUAAGCACAAAAGUAUUCCGGAGACAGAAGGCAUUUUGA